This is a messenger RNA of Spodoptera frugiperda (fall armyworm), 2309 nucleotides long. RefSeq names its product conserved oligomeric Golgi complex subunit 4 (gene Cog4). The record is from RefSeq and is a predicted model, not a curated record. NCBI's taxonomy places the organism in Eukaryota, Metazoa, Arthropoda, Insecta, Lepidoptera, Noctuidae. The transcript has 12 exons. Bases 119 to 2215 code for a protein of 698 amino acids.
UAAUUUUGACAUUUGACAGUUGUCUGUUGGAUAUGUGUUAGAUUUCGGAAUAUUGUUUUCGAUAAUUGCAAAGUUUUAAACAAAAUAAACUACAUGUAAAUAAUAAAACGUUUCGAAAAUGUCACUCAGUCUCUUAUUAGAAAAAUAUGAUGUAUCUACAGACGAAGGCUUACAGAAAGCACUCAAUGAUAUUGAGAAAGAAGAGGCUGAGGUGGAUGAGGCUCUCUCGGGAGUGUUAUCCAGAGCAUGUUCCUUAGAAGGCCGCCUCCGCGCUGCUAGUCAGGCGUAUACGAAGCUCAAUGACGUGAAGACGGAUUCUCAAAUUGCCGCUGAUAUGGUGGAAAAAACAGCCGGUCUUGCGAGAGAUGUCAGUGCCAAAGUGCGACAGCUGGACCUUGCGAGGUCUCGCGUAGCAGAAUGCCAGCGUCGCGUACAUGACUUAAUAGACCUUCAGCUGUGUAGUGCAGGAGUUGAGGCUGCUAUUAAAGCACAUGAUUAUGAAACUGGUGCGGGCCAUGUAUCUCGAUUUCUCAGCAUGGAUCCAGGCUCUGUGGCUGCGGCAAGAGCUCGAGGAGCUCCAGACCCUCGUGAUGCAAUGACUCGUGCAGCAAACACACUGAGAGAACAUCUAGUGCGCAAGUUUGAAGAGGCAGCUCGCAAGGAAGAUGAGCCAAGUAUAGAACGAUUAUUUAAGCUGUUCCCGCAAAUUGGGCGUGCUGAGGAGGGAGUUGAUCUUCUUGCCAAGUAUCUGGCGACACAAGCGGAGGCGGCGAUCAGACGCGCGUGCAUCGUGUCGGACGCGCGGUCGGAGGCGGCGGUGUUCGCGGACGCCGUGACGCGCGUGGUGGAGGCGGGCGGCGCCGCGCUGGAGCGGGCGCGCCGCGCCGCCGCCGCCGCCGCGCCCGGCCUGCUGCAUCGCGCGCUGCUUGCCAUACAGCCUGCUGUAUGUGCGGGCAUCCGCCGUAUAGCGGGCGAGCUAGUAGCAGCGCGGCGCCUGUCGCAGGACCCGGCGCGGGGGCUCAGCUCCGCGCUCAGUGCCGAGCCCGUCUUGGCAGAGCUCGCACUCACACACUCACGCAUCUCAUUAUAUUUCUCCUUCCUCAGGAGAAAGGCUGAGGUGGAUGCAGCUCCUCUUAAGGAAGCUGAAAAGAAAGCAAGCAAAGACGCGGUGGAAAAGAUUAUAGCGGAGUGUGACCUUAUGAGGACUGCACAGGAAAUACUUGGAUAUUACUUGGCAUUGGAGAGAUACUUUUUGGAGGAGAGUGUAAAUAAAGCAUUGAAGCUGGCAACACCACAGGUUGGGGUUACCACAUCUAGUUUGGUGGAUGAUGUGUUCUUCAUAGCCAGGAAGGUUAUUAGACGCGCAGUAUCAGCGGGUAGCGUGGACGGUGCAUGUUGCGUACUGAACGAAGUGAGCGCCCAGCUGGAGCGUGCCGCGGGCGCCCUGCGGCGCUGGCUGCGGGCGCCGCCGCACGAGCCGCUGCCACUGGGCGCUCCCAGGGAAGCACGCGCGGCGCCCGACCCCGACCUCGUGGCCGCGCGCCUGCUGUACCUGGCGCACAUGGCCGAGGCCGAGGCGGGCGCCGACUGGGCCGAGCGCCUGGCCACGGAGGCCUGCGGCGCCGCCGGCGUGCUGGCGCGGACCGCUGCGGAGCGGGAGAAGGUGGCGUCGUGCGCCGCGGGGCUGGGCGGGGCCGCCGCCGCCUUCCGCGCCGCGCAGGACCUCGCCCUGGCCGCGCUCACCGCCGCACUCACUCCCAAGCUGCAGGCCUGGGCGCUGCAUCUGGUCGACACUGCUAACACUGAAGACAUGGAGGACGACGCAGAUGCACUACCACAAGCAUUAGAACAGCUGACGGAGGCGGCGCGCGCGGCCAUCUCCAGCCGCAGCGUGGAGGCCCUGCUGCAGGCCGCGCUGGGCGAGCUGGCGGCGCGGGCCGAGGCCGCCAUGCUGACUGGGCGGUACGACCGCGCGGCGGCGCUGCGCGUGGAGCGGCGCGCGCGGCGGCUGGCGGCGUGGGCGGGCGGCGCGGCGGCGGGCCGCGAGCGGUGCGCGCGCCUCACGCAGGCCGCCGCGCUGCUGGCGCUGGACGCGCCGCAACACGCGCGCGACGCGCUCGGGCCCGCGCCGCGCAUGCCCGCGCCCCGCGCCAAGGACAUACUCGCGCGCAGAAUUGACUUCAAAAUGGAAGACAUCAAGCGUUUGAAGCUAUAGUAUAUACUGUUGAGAUAUACGAAUAUAUGUUAAACAUUAAACUAUUAAUAUAUUAACUGCAUUUAAAAUAAAUAUAUUUACCAUUAUGUUAUAA